UCUGCACCCUCAGCUCUUCCCACUGCUUAAUUAGCCUCACCAGUCAGGGAAGAGGAAGAGUUGGGAGGUAGCGCCGCGGCUUAGGCUGGUGUGUCGUAAAAUCGUAAACAGCAGUUGAAGAAUUGCAGCUGCUUGAAAAAGGACUGUCCAGUGAAUAAAAUGAAGCAUUAGCUGAGAAAGGUAGUUCAAGAUUGAAAAACCGUGCUCACGCUUCAUAGCGGCAUCCACCUCCAUGUCUGCUCCAACGAGCCGGAAAUCUUUGACUGGAUCACGCAGAUUCAACCCCCUGAAGGCACUGCAGCCGAAACGCCGUUUGCAGCAAAUGUUGUCUUCCCCUUCAGCGCGACCAUCUCCUCCUGUCAGUGCUGGGACAUCUCUCCGUGAACCCUUCUGCACAUCCUCCUUAAGUAGCAGCAGUAAUUCUGGCUCUUGUAAAGGUAGUGAUGGAAGUCCAACCCCCAGACGGCACAUGAAGUACUCCUCCUGCAGUGAUAACCAUGGCAUUAAGCCACCAAACCCCGAGCAGUACUUGACUCCAUUGCAGCAGAAGGAAGUCUGUAUCCGUCACCUGCGAGCCAGACUAAAGGAAACCAUAGACCGACUGCAGGAGAGGGACACGGAAGUUGAUGAACUCAAAGCUCAGCUCUCGAGAAUGCAGGAGGAUUGGAUUGAAGAGGAAUGCCAUCGGGUUGAAGCACAACUUGCACUAAAAGAAGCCAAGAAAGAGAUUAAACAGCUGAAAGAAGUCAUUGACACUGUCAAGGAUAACAUUUCUGAUAAGGAUAUGGGCAUUCAAAAGUACUUUGUUGAUAUCAACAUCCAGAACAAAAAGUUGGAAACCUUACUAUACAGUAUGGAAAUGGCACAGAAUGGCUCAGCAAGAGAAGAAGGAAGUGCUCUAAAUCUGGAAUCUGCAGGUGGAUCCCCAGCUAAAUCCUUAACAAGAAGCUCUACCUACACAAAAUUAAGUGACCAUGCAGUUCCAGAAAAGAACAUUACUGAUUUUAAUAGUUUUUCAGCAGAAGAGACAGUAGACAGUGGCUUUGUUUUAGGCGAUAAUGGCACCAGCAGAACAGAGCUUCAGGAACCUGGCUUCUUAUCAGAGGAUGCUUCUUUAAUUACUUCAUACACAGCUGCCUCCAGACUCCCACAAAGUUCCACCUUUGAAAAACUGAUAAGUAGUCAGAGUAGCAUGGAAAUUGGGAUCAAUAACCAUAGCUUUCAUCAAGUCCAGGAGCAAGCCAUACAAACCGACUUUAUCCACUACAACCCAGACCUGGACACCAUCAUGGAAAAAGUAAUGAAAUCUCAGGCAUGUAGUCCUACAUCUACAUGGAUAUCUGAAGAAGGAGAGGAUAUGGAGAUGGUUCCCUUGGAUCACCAAAACCAGAUACUAUCGGAGUGUGUCUGUGCAAUGGAUUUGGCUUCUACUGAUCCCAGCACGAUGAUUAUGGUAACUAGUACUGACUGGCCAAGUGCUGUCUCAAGUCCUGACAACUGCCAGCCAACCCUAAAGCAACCCAUAAGUGCAUUGGGGCAAAUAGACAGCCCGGACAAAAUGGAGGUGGUGAAGGUGGAGGAUGAUGAUGAUGAUGAUGAACUUGAUGAAGAGCAAAAUCCUAAGGAGGCACCAACAGCAAAAAGUCCAGAGAAGAGCUACUGGAGCCGACACUUCUUAGUGGACCUCCUGGCUGUAGCUGUACCUAUAGUGCCUACAGUGGCCUGGCUGUGCCGUGGCCAGCGUCGGAAUGGUCAGCCAGUCUACAACAUCAGCUCUUUGCUUCGUGGUUGUUGUGCUGUAGCACUGCAGUCCAUUCGUAAGAUCAGUGGAGGGUGUCAAAUGAAUGGUGGAACUCAAAUAUAACUUUACUUGUUCAUCACCUUCACUAUUGCACUGAGAUGCUGGAAUUAGACAUGCAUUUAUCUGACAACGAUUGUAGCUUUUCACGCUAGACAAAGGGUCAAUGUCUGAAUGUCUGCCAAUGUUCAAUCAAGAAGAGCCAUACCCUCCAUAUUUAUGUAGAAGUGACUUAUUUAUGUUCCUUAACAUAUUGGUGGCCUGAGUCAUUUUGUUUCUAGGACUUAUGUGCCAUAGAAUGUGAUUUCAAGGUUUAAAACAAAAUAU
Polypterus senegalus (gray bichir) is the source of this 2125-nucleotide messenger RNA. It is a transcript of the gene snphb, whose product is annotated as syntaphilin b. Gene Ontology annotation, cellular component: mitochondrion; cytoplasmic microtubule. The coding region runs from base 233 to 1864 and encodes 543 amino acids. The transcript has 7 exons. Lineage: Eukaryota; Metazoa; Chordata; Cladistia; Polypteriformes; Polypteridae. The record is from RefSeq and is a predicted model, not a curated record. Gene Ontology annotation, biological process: neuron differentiation.